AUGGCUUUGGUUGCGAGUUCGUGUCUACUCAUGGGUAUCUUGGUGUGUUUAUCAGUCUUCUUUUUCGAGUUCGUACAAGCGCAGAGCAACUACAGCCAAUAUGUCAAUGUAUUUCAAGGAACGAAAGGCGGUGGUAACAGAUUCCCUGGCGUCGUUGCUGCGCCCUUUGCAAUGGUGAAGUUGGGGCCCGACGUGCACGAUGGCAGGACGGAUGCAUACUCCGGAUACCUUCCAUCGGGCAACAUCUUCGGCUUCAGCAUGAUGCACGAAUCUGGAACUGGCGGUGCGCCAAAAUAUGGUGUAGUGUCACAGAUGCCAGUAGUCGGGGACGUUCUAGAUCCACUGGCUGAUCUAUCUCAGCCCCGGCGAGUACCAGAUCAAGGAAGCGUUGGAUACUACAAGUCUUCACUGGCAAACGGAGUGACGGUGGAGUUGAGUGCCACUGAACAUGCUGGGUUGUACUCGUACUCUUUCCCGAAUGGUACUGCAUCUUCUAUCGUGAUAGAUGUUUCGCACGUACUGUCUAGUUUCAGAGGCUUAGGCUGGGAGCAACAUUACGCGGGUGGUAAAUUCAUCAUUCAUCAAGAUGGGUACUAUGAGGGGUCAGGCAUAUACAAUAACGGAUGGAAUCUCUCGCCCGACUGGACAAUCUACUUUUGCGGAAAGUUCAACAAGCGACCUUCUCAGUCAUGGACCUUCAACGGUAACGCUAGUAGAUUGAGCACUCCAGCAUUUGGGUCUGCACGACUUGGUGGCGUUUUCACGUUUUCCGAAUCUAAAGUCAUGUCUCGUGUUGGCAUAUCCUUCAUCUCUCCCUCAAAGGCUUGCGCAAACCUCGAAGAGAUCACCGAAAACAAAAAAAUCGUGGAACUUGCUGACGCGGCAAAGAAGACAUGGGACGUCGAAGUCUUGAGCAAAGUUCAAGUCUCAUCCAUCAACUUAGAUGACCUACAACUGCUCUACAGUUCCCUUUAUGGGAUGUUUCUCAUCCCCUCUAACCGCACCGGCGAGAAUCCCGCCUGGAACACCGGAGAACCCUACUACGAUGAUAUCUUCACUCUCUGGGAUACGCACCGCUGCCACACACCGCUCUUCCAUAUCCUCCAACCCACCGCCUACGAAACCUUCAUCCGUUCCCUCAUCGACACCUGGCGUCACGCCGGCUUCAUGCCCGACGCACGAUCCUCAAACUACAAUGGCCGAGUACAAGGAGGCUCAAACGGCGACAACGUCCUCGCCGACGCCUACAUCAAGGGCGUCCGAGGUGCCAUAAACUGGACCGACGGAUUCUCCGCCAUGCUCACAGACGCAGAAGUCGUACCCCCCAACAACCACGACCUACAAGCCCCUGACUCCUCGACCAAAGAAGGCCGCGGCGCACUACCAGAUUGGCACACAUACGGCUACAUAACCCCACGCUUCUCACGCGCCGUCUCCCGAGCGGUAGAGUACUCCACAAAUGACUUUGCCCUCCACCAAGUCGCUUCCGGGUUGGGGAAAACAGCAGAAUUGUCAAAGUAUCUCAAUCGCUCACGCAAUUGGCGUAACCACUGGAAUCCAGCGGCUACAUCUCACAACCACACGGGCUUCCUCGUGCCUCGCCUUGCAAACGGGGCGUUUGUACCGCAGGACCCGGCGUCGUGUGGGGGCUGCUACUGGGCCGAUGCGUACUAUGAAGACAACAGUUGGAUCUACAGUAUGAACGCCAUUCACGACGUUGCAGAACUGAAGCGACGGGUAGGCGGCGACGCGGUGUUUGUAGAUCGUCUAAAUAAGAUUUUCGAGCUGGGGUUCUUCAAGGCUGGAAAUGAGCCUAGCUUUACGACGCCUUAUUUGUAUAAUUUCGUGCAGGAUGAGCAGUGGAGAAGUGUGAACCGUAGUCGGGGGAUUGGGAGGUUGUAUAAUGCCUGGGAGGGGGGUUUGCCGGGAAAUUCGGAUGCUGGGGCCAUGGAGUCGGAUCUUUUGUGGCAGAUCAUAGGCCUCUACCCUCUUACCGGCCAGACCACCUUCCUUAUUCUUUCCCCUUGGUUCCCCUCACUUACCCUCGACCUUGCGAAUGGGAAGACACUCACCGUCACCACUACUGGCUCAACCGAUCGCAACACAUCUCCUUACGUACAGAGUUUGAAAGUAAACGGCAAGGCAUGGGAUAAACCAUGGGUAAGCUGGCGAGACGUCUUCGAGAAUGGGGGUUUGAUGGAAUAUGUGCUCGGGCUUGAGCCGGUACAUUGGGCUAAAGGGGAGUUACCACCUAGCCCUGCUUCAUCUAGAUAG
This is a messenger RNA of Pyrenophora tritici-repentis Pt-1C-BFP, 2274 nucleotides long. RefSeq names its product putative alpha-1,2-mannosidase. The record is from RefSeq and is a predicted model, not a curated record. Gene Ontology annotation, cellular component: cytosol; nucleus. NCBI's taxonomy places the organism in Eukaryota, Fungi, Ascomycota, Dothideomycetes, Pleosporales, Pleosporaceae. Gene Ontology annotation, biological process: carbohydrate metabolic process; protein quality control for misfolded or incompletely synthesized proteins; protein deglycosylation. Gene Ontology annotation, molecular function: carbohydrate binding; peptide-N4-(N-acetyl-beta-glucosaminyl)asparagine amidase activity.